AUGGCAUGGCGCGAUGUGAUCGCGAUGAGUGGUACUGCAAAUGAUUAUUCACGUUUAAAAUGGCCAUUAACAUUUGCUAGUGUAUUAACAACAUUUUUAGCUAUUAUACUUUUAUUAAGUUUUCGUUCUGAUUCAUGGUUUACAUAUGAAUUAAUUCAAAUUAAUAAUAAAUCAACAGUAUUCAAUACAACAAGAUAUUCCCGAUUACUUGAAUAUGGUUCUAUUGGUUUAUGGGCAAUAUGUAAUGGUCAUUAUAAUGAUCCUGAUUUUCAAUGUGAUGUAUGGACAGAAGAAACUCGACCCUAUUCCUUUAAUAUUAUUAUUAUGUUAGUUUCAUGUGCAUUAUAUCUUUCAAAUUUAACAGUUUUUCCAUCAUGGGGUUCAUCAAUACUUAUACAUUAUAAUUCAAAUAAUCGUUAUAUGCGGCUUAUUUAUGCUUUUAUUGGGAUUCUAUUAUUUCUAACCUUUUUAUUGACAGUUAUACUUAUAACUACAAUAUUAUUUACAACAUCAACACCAUUUUAUACUCCAGGACAAUUUAUUAUUGAUACAAAACAUCUUUUUUUUCAAUCUGGUCUUGGCUUGAUUUAUACUGGUUUUGCAAGUUGUUUGGCUAUAAUUUGUUUGAUAUUAGUAAUUCUAACACUAAUAUGGAAAAAAAUGAUUCAAAUACAAUUAAAACAAAGUGAAAAAGAUCUUUUACAACAAUUGUCAAAUGAUGCUUAUCAACCAGGUUGGCAUAAAACAGUUAUUGCACCCCGUACACCUAUAACAAAUGAUCAAUUGGGUCAACCACCACCAUAUGAAUAUUAA
Rotaria sp. Silwood1 is the source of this 813-nucleotide messenger RNA. The record is from the annotation of a GenBank genome assembly. NCBI's taxonomy places the organism in Eukaryota, Metazoa, Rotifera, Eurotatoria, Philodinida, Philodinidae.